Seminavis robusta is the source of this 4110-nucleotide messenger RNA. The record is from the annotation of a GenBank genome assembly. NCBI's taxonomy places the organism in Eukaryota, Bacillariophyta, Bacillariophyceae, Naviculales, Naviculaceae.
CUUUUGGAUCUUUGGACUUUCUCGCAAAGUUGCAAAACUUGCGAAGCCACGAGCGGACACCACGACAUCAAUCACCCCUCACUUCUUCAGAAGGUACAGUAUCAGAAUCAAUUCGGAUUCCUUCUUUCUUAGUUCUUCCUUUUGGUUGUAGCCCUUGCUUGCGUUAUACUCUUUGUCUAUCCAUCUAUCUAUCUAUCUAUCUAUCUAUCCACCAUGUCUGAAGAAGCAGCCAAGCCAGUAGUGGAGACCGUGGACGAUGAUGGACCGAAGCUAUCCGCACAAGAAACCAAGACAUUGGGCAAUGAAGCGUUUUCUGCCGGAGAGUUUGCCAAGGCGAUUGACCUGUAUUCCAAAGCCAUUGCGAUGGACGAAAAGAACCAUGUGUACUAUUCCAAUCGCGCUGCCGCCCAUUUGAAAGCGGGUGACGCUGCCAAAGCUUUGGCCGACGCCAAUGAAUGUCUCAAGCUCUCGGAAGGUUCAUUCUUGAAAGGAUACACCCGCAAGGCCAACGCCCUCUUGGCGUUGCAUCGCUACAAUGAUGCCAGUCAAUGUCUACAAGAUGGUCUAGCCAAGUUCCCCAAUGAUCCCACCUUGGAAAAGCACUUGGCGGCCAUUAAAAAGGAACGUCACCUGGGCCAAGAAAAAGCACGAGCCAGUAUCGUCAUGACACAAUCCUCGCAACAGAAAAAGGCACAAAAGGCCGACUGCAGUAUGAGUGAUUUCGUCACCAUUACCAAGGCCAAUGUCGAAUUGCAAAUUCUCGCAUUGAAAGCACAACUCGAAUUGCUCAAUGGAUUGGCCGAAAUGUCGGACGACGAAAAACUGGAUAUGCUGUUUGAUUUGCUGGACAAGGAUAGGAGCGGAACGAUCAAUGCCCGAGAAUUGGCCGAUGGUAUUCGAAAGCGUCACGAAGGCAUGACAUUUGCCGAAGGAUUGGAUAGAGCCAUUCAAAUGGUGGCCAUUUUUGAUGAAGACGGCGAUGCCAGGCUCAAUCGGGACGAGUUCAAGAAGUUGAUCGAUGCAAUGUUGGCCGAGAAUGGAGUGACGUUCCAUCAGUUGUCCGAGUUCCUUAUUCUCCAACUCUUGUUUUCACCAGAAGGCAACAAUCCCAUUGAAGAGCUAGUAGGAGCAGUGGCAGCGGAGGAAAUUGAUGAACAGGUCAAGGAAACUAGCGAGUUCUUCAGAGCAGCUACCGACGAUCGCAUGAUGGCUCUCUUUCGGUUGUUUGACAUGGACGGAGAUGGCACUGUCUCGUUUUCCGAGAUUGCCCUCGGAUUGUUCAAACUGUCCAACAGCAGCAUUGAGGAUUCGACCAAUAGUGCAGUCGAACUACUCAUCAUGGUGGAAAAGGAUGACAGCCGUGAACUGGAUUUUGAAUCCUUUACCCGACUGAUUCUCAACUUUUGCGCGGUCGGGGGCAUGCGGUUUGACGAGGUGGCCGAUGGAUUGACCAUUCUGAUGUGUCAGCCGACUGUGAUGACCGAACAGGAAAUGGCACAACUGCUUGUGGCGGACGAAAUGUACAGCAUGGCCAAGGACUUUCAAGAUUCAUCGCAAGAGGCUAUUGAAGUCAUGGACGCCUUGUCGUACGGGAAGAUGCACAAACUCUUUACUCUGUGGGACGAAAACAACGAUGGAGCGCUGGACUACGAAGAGCUGCUCAAGGGCAUGCGCAAGUACCAGAGUGCCAUGGAUAUUGACGAAAGUGUCCAGCGAGCCGCCCUGGCCAUGCUGGCAUUUGACCAAGAUGGAAAUCAAAAGCUGGACAAGGAAGAGUUUGCGCAUGCAUUGACCAAGUUUGCCAGAGGCAUCGAGGUGGAUCUGCACGAGCUAAUUGAUUUCUUGGUCAUUGUUUCUGCUCUGAGUGACAAUGAUCCCAUGGAGUCUGCCUACAUCAAGGCCAUUGCACCGAAAGCCACUGCGGAGAUCAAGAGUCUCCAGAAUUUAGAAGACAACGGCGUUCUUGUAUUUGAACUCGAAUAGAGGAGGACGCCACUCCGUUGCUGGCGCCGUUCAUGCCACUCUCCCGUUGCUCGGACGGAGACGUUGUAUUUGUCGAGGUACCUUAGCAGAGACUGAUCUGUUUGUAAAAAGUAGGCAAUUAGUUGUAUAGAUGGCUGCAGCGUGGUGUAGUGAAGCAAGCAAUGGCAACUGUAGAAUUGAUUAUGGGGCUUGCCAAUUGCAACUGAGCAUUAGGACGACCCACGGUGGACCUCGUGGGACUUGUUAGAUUGUCAACUUUUGCAGCUCCACCAACAAAGUUUGAAGCCUUAGCUAGCUCAUACGGUAGUUGCAAGUACCCACCUACUGUCGCAAGGAGAACUUGAUAGCACUUUUGAGAGAUUUGACCUCACUGAUUCUCUGGGCUGGGUUACUUGCGUACUGUACGGUACGACUGUGCUACUUGAGUUAACUCCCAAGGUUAGUUGCGCCAAUCUGAGGUGGUAGCUAUCGGUACUAGCUAGUACCGGUAUGUAUGGUGGCUGGACAUCGGACAGCUUGAAAAAGCAUUCUGGCCACUUCGCCGGCACCGGUACGACUGUGCCAUUGUUUUGCCGGGAAAGGAUUCUGGUUGGCCAAACCUAACAUGAGGCUGGAACGCGUGGAAAAGAGUCAGGGAAAUUGCGACAAAAUAAGUUCCGUAUGUUCCAGAUUAAAGAUUCGAUUCCGCAAAGAAGCCUUCUCAAAAUACGGGACGAGGGCAUCAACAAAGCACACAAGGCAAACGAGAAGAGUUGAAGGGUUGUGGGACAAGGCAAGGUAGCACCGGUACCAGUGUCUGAGAAACAACAACAACACAACAAGUUGAAACCAAGAAGAUCGAAAGUCUCACAACGAUUCAACAACCGCCGACAGCAUUCUAUCCGAUCCUCCAAUCCCAUUUUCCAUCCUUCCUACUAGUAGCGGUGUCUUUCCAUUGUUGUACUACAGUAGUAGUCCGUCCAUGUCUCUAUUGGAUCUGCAUUCAUCGAUGCCCGAAUUCGUGACCAUGCAUCCCAGUGAACUUCAUCAAGACGACGAACCACAACCACAACGUCAGCCACAACAAUGCGACGAGCCGCCUCAGAGUCUGUUGAGUUCCUCGUCGACUGUCGGCAACAAGGCGCAGAAUCAGCCCGUCUGCCGUCGGUUAUCAUUGGACAGUCGCAUGUCGAUUAGCAAGGGUGACGUUGCCUACGGUCUCUUGAUCACUCUCAAUCCGACAUCCAAUCAAGUGGAACUGUCCUUUACACCCGAUGCCCACUGGCAAGACAUUCAUCCCAAUUGUUACGCACCCGCCGUGCUGGAAGAUAUGGAAAAGUUGGGAGGAGGUGGGAGCGGAGUGGCCGUCUUUGAAGGAUAUCAUCCCGAUUUGGGUGACGUCGUCAUGAAACACGGAGGCGACAAGGAUCUCAAAGAACUCUUUGCCUUGGCGACCAUUGCCGAAGAACUCAAAGUUCGUCGGCAACACAGUAACUGCGACCAUUGUGACGAUGCCGGAAAACAUUUGCAAGAAAAGAUUCCCGAGUUUCGAUUUAUUUAUCUUAGUCCGCAUCAUUUGGGAGAAAACAGACGCGAGUUGUGGUACAAACUCUCCCAUCUCUACAAGUACUCCAGUCGAAACUUGUUGGUUUUGCCAGAAGACACGCCGCAAGAACAACCACAACAAGUCAACUUGAACAAACCACAACCUGUGUAUCGAAAAGUAAAGUCCGAGACCGACGGCAAUACGACUGCUAUUACUCUGGAUCCCACCACCAUGUCAUCCAACAACUGUCGUCGUACCAGCAUGACCAGUUUCGAAAGCAUGGCCAGUAUGACCAGUACGACUAGUAGUACCGGUACGGGCAGUAGUACCAAUGAUCUCAGCAGUCUCAGCAACAAUACUACAACUAACGGUACCACAAGACGACAACACAAACACAAUAAACUCCGACAUGUCCCGUCCCGCAAUGGUCUCAACAUGACGCAGUCGGGAACCGUCUCGGGACAUCGCGACAUUGCUAUUUACAACAACGCCGAAAACGAUGCCAACAAUUCCUGCAAUAUCGAAUUGCUCGGAGAUUCCCUUACCGUCUCGGUUCCGUCAUCGUGUCAAGGAGAUGGCUGGACGCAACACAUUGUCAUUCC